CCCCUACCCUCCCUUGAAGAGGUCAAUAACCUCGAGCCGUCUUCUUCUUCCACAUAUAUAUAUAGAGUUAGAGAUAGAGAAGGAGAGAUCAAUCUUCAGUGUAAAUGGAGAAACCAGCUAAAUCGAAGAAUAUGAUAUUGAAGUUUCUGCCAAAAGCAGCUUCUGUCAUCAACUUUCAGAACAGUACUCCUUUCAGUCCAGGAAGAGACCACAAGAGAUCAUCGGAUAGUACGAACAAGUUCAAACCCCAUGGCGCUGGGAGAGGAUUUUCCGGUCCGAUGAUAUCAAUGAUUCCAGUGGAGGCUCAUUGGAGAUCAAGCAGUGGGAACUUCGAUAGGCAAGAACCCACUUCUCCGAAGGUCUCAUGUAUGGGCCAAGUCAAGGACAAACACAAGAAAAGGAUUCCUAAAACUAAGCGCGCUUCGCCGCCGAAGGAGUCGAAGGAAUCGAAGCCUCGGGAGAUGAAGAAGCAACACUCGACGCUUCGGAGGAUCUUUCGGAGUUCAAAUUCGGGAAGAAAAUCUGAUGCUUCUUCUGAUGAUAAGCCUUCGCUGCCAGACCGAGCGCCUUCUUUGGGCCAGAUGAAGAGGUUUUCGAGCGGUCGCAAUGCCUUUUCGAACUUCGAUUGGACGGCUCCGGUUGCGCCGGUGGAUUCAGACCACCGGAGUUACUAUUCCGACGAAGAGAGAGGAGACUUUGAAGAAGAAGACGAAGAGUUUAUUAUUCCUUUCUCCGCACCCAUUCUGGUAGGUGGAGCAGUGGCGUUGGAGCCAAGGAAAGAGGUCAAUCUAUGGAAGAGAAGAACCUUGGUUCCACCGAGGCCUCUUCAAUUGAACACCAUUGUCAAAUAAAAAUUCACAUUAAUUUCCUACGUUUAUUUCUUUAUGUCUUUGAAAAAACAAGAAAGAUGAAUACUGUAAUCGGUGGAAUUCAUACAUGAAUAUUAAUUCUUGGAUUAAAAACACA
This is a messenger RNA of Vitis riparia (riverbank grape), 966 nucleotides long. RefSeq lists its product as uncharacterized. NCBI's taxonomy places the organism in Eukaryota, Viridiplantae, Streptophyta, Magnoliopsida, Vitales, Vitaceae. The transcript has a single exon. The record is from RefSeq and is a predicted model, not a curated record. Bases 105 to 851 code for a protein of 248 amino acids.